This is a messenger RNA of Sinocyclocheilus anshuiensis, 1601 nucleotides long. RefSeq names its product class A basic helix-loop-helix protein 15-like. The transcript has 2 exons. The coding region runs from base 727 to 1281 and encodes 184 amino acids. Gene Ontology annotation, molecular function: protein dimerization activity; E-box binding; DNA-binding transcription factor activity, RNA polymerase II-specific. NCBI's taxonomy places the organism in Eukaryota, Metazoa, Chordata, Actinopteri, Cypriniformes, Cyprinidae. Gene Ontology annotation, cellular component: nucleus. The record is from RefSeq and is a predicted model, not a curated record. Gene Ontology annotation, biological process: sensory organ development; positive regulation of transcription by RNA polymerase II; axon development.
CACAUAAGGAAUUUGACUUGAUGACAGGAGCUUCCAGUGCAGAAGAAAGUACGGACAUAGUGCAACGAAUGCAUCACCAUAAAGUAAAGCUCUGAAAAGUGCUUAAAUGAUAUGUCUGCAAGGCCCAUUUGAAAUGCAAAGGACUAAGCAAAUAUUUCACUUGAUAAAGUACCGUGGAAAUAGUACAACCUACCAAUUUAAUCAUCUGCAUAAACCCACCCACUACCACGUCUGUAUUUUUCUUUCUUGCCAAAAUAAAACAAUCUAAAUAAACUUGCUCAUGUUUAUCAGUGGAAAGUCCCCACUAAUGUAAUGCAACAGUAUGUGAUUUGCAUUGUCAACUCCGUCCACAGCUUUAAAUCAAAAGCAUUUAGAGUGCGCACUGCAUAUACCACCUGCAGCAGCAGCAGCAGCUGUAUCACAGACCCAAUAUUAUCAUCAUCUGAAAGCCUGAACAAAGUUUCAGAUCGCUAUUUCCGAUGCUUGCGCCAGCUCAUGGGUGACUCGAGACGAAACGGAUCCCUCCUUUGAUUGGCCACAAAAGCGCUACGUGGACAUCGAGCAGCAACAGGUAGAGCGCGUGACCGUUAUCAUUUCAUUCUGACUGUGGCUGUCAGGAAGAUAACUCGUUAUCGCUCUUCGCAAGCCUCUUAUCGCGCACACAUCACCACGAGUUUGGUGGACAUUUAUUUCAAGGGCCUACACCAGGGUGUGGGUGAGUCAAGUAUGAAGUCCAAAGGAAAGGGGUCAAAGCGGGGCAGACAGUCUUGGGCAGAGCAGGACGACCCAGACUUUACGCUGGAAACAGAGCCAGGUUCCAGCGAGCAGGAGGGUUCAGAGGCAUCCGUGAGGCUGGGAGGGACAUGGAGAACAUUGAGGGGCGAGAGACACGGCGGUUCCCGCGUGGGCACACGUCGCAGGAGGCAGCACGGCAGCGCUAAGGAACGCAACGUCCGCAGGCUGGAGAGUAACGAGAGAGAGAGGCAGAGGAUGCACAAACUCAACAACGCCUUUCAGGCCCUACGGGAGGCCAUUCCUCACGUCAAAACAGACAAGAAACUUUCCAAGAUCGAGACUCUCACGCUGGCGAAGAACUACAUCAAGGCCUUAACCACAAUAAUCCUGGGCAUGUCGAACGCCUGCCUGCCUCACGUCGAGAGUGACAUGGAGACUCACGCCUCCCGGCUCCUGCAGUGCUAUCAGCAGCAUCUACAGGAGGAGGGAGAGGAGGAUCUGUCCAACUACCUGAGCCACAUUCACAGCUUCAACCAGGGCAGCUAACACACGCUGCCACAGACUCAGUGAGCACUGUGUAAAUACAUGCAUGAUGAUGAAUACCAGCUCUGAAGACUAACAAAAGGGUCCAUCUGAAUAACCCUGAGUUUACAAACAGGCUCAUUUAUGUACAGAAUAUGCACAGAUUAUAUUGCCCACAAACAAUGUGGUACUUAUUUGCCAUCAUCAUUGUUAAAUUACUAGCCACUAACUCUGGAUUAUGAAGGGACACAUUUGCUGGUCAUUAAUGUAGUUCAUCCAAAAAGGUCACAAAAGAAGAUGCUUUGCUCAUAUAGUGAAAGUCAAUGGGGUCCAAAACAACACUG